Messenger RNA from Encephalitozoon cuniculi GB-M1, 1215 nucleotides. RefSeq lists its product as uncharacterized. The record is from RefSeq and is marked provisional. Gene Ontology annotation, biological process: CAAX-box protein processing. The transcript has a single exon. Gene Ontology annotation, cellular component: endoplasmic reticulum membrane. Gene Ontology annotation, molecular function: metalloendopeptidase activity. NCBI's taxonomy places the organism in Eukaryota, Fungi, Microsporidia, Unikaryonidae. Bases 1 to 1215 code for a protein of 404 amino acids.
AUGAAGCGCUUUUCGAGGGGGAUGUUCUAUACAUUCUUUCUGCUAACAUACCUGACCCAGACAAUCGAGCUUUUGAAUGUGUUUAUCAUCAGAAACUACUUGGAUUCCGGGGAAACGGGGCUUGAAGAAGGACUGGUAACAAACGAAAUGGCAAAGAGCGACCGAAAGUAUAUUCCUAACAUCAGAAAAGCAAUAGGAAAAAGAAGUACGGAGCUGUUUGAAGAUAUGCUGAUACACACCAUGCAUUUCGUCGCCAGCACUCUGUUUUUUACGAGGGCGGGAAGGUUCUUCGGGAUGAAGAUUCUUAACGGGGUCUUUGGACAGUUUUUCGAUAUAGAAUUGGCAUUUCUUACGGUCGUAGUUUCAAUGCUCUCGCUAGAUGCAUUCAUAGAAUAUGUUGUGUGUGCGAUAUAUAAAAACCCGUCCCUCGAGACGAUUCUCCUGUGGUGUUUCUUUGCCGUUGUGUUUGCCAUUCCGAUCUGUAUUCUUAUUUCGAUGAAGCUCCUCAGGAUCUUUGGGAUCAGCUUCAUAGUCUCGUGCUACUUCUCCUACUUCAUCAUGGAGUUGUCUGAAAUCUUCUCCAUAUCCGGCGUAGACCUUAGUAAGAUGGAGAAGGUGCCGCCGGAAGUGUUUUCAGAGAACAUCCAGAGACUCAUGAGAGACAGGGGGCUUGAGGACUCAAUCUAUAGGGAAAAAAAACCUGGAAAGAGCCUCAAUGCGGCCCUCAUAGGAAUCGGAAGUGCCGAGAGGAUAGAGAUUUAUGGAAAGGUGGAGAAAAUAGACAACGAGCAGCUGGAGUCGAUACUCAUCCACGAGGUGGGGCAUUCCUGCCAUAGAAGCCUGAUGAAAAAGAUAUCAGUCUUUUUCAUCAUCCUGGGCCUCGAGAUGCUGUUUCUGGUAUUUUUGUAUAAGAAUGUAGCCGGGGAGUUUGUGUGCAAUGGCAUCUCGAAGCAGGGGUCGUUUAUUGUGCUUAUAUGCCUUUACUUUGCAUCUAUCCGACCAUGGCUGUUUGUGCUGUACAAUCUCACGUCUCAAAAUGCAGAAAUGUAUGCAGAUCUUCUUACUAAGAAAUAUAACUAUAACAAGAAGCUUGCAAACACUCUGUAUAAGAUCUCUGUGGACUCUUUUGACUUCCUUGCCCCAUCCUGGCUAUACAACACCCUGAACUCGCUUCAUCCCAGCAUAAUGUCCAGGAUUGAGUAUCUAAGCAGCUGA